AUGGACUCCCCCGCCGUCCCCGUCCCUUUCGACCCGCAGGAGCAGCCGAUCCUGGAGCGUCUUCUCCGCACCAGAGAUGCACUCUUGCUGCUAAAACAAGACAAGUCGUCCUAUAUCAAAUCUCGCGAUGUGCUCCCGCUAUACGAAGAAGUGAUCUCCGAGGUGGAAAAGCUCAAUGCUGUGCGGAAGGAACAGGACCGCCGGCUGACACACAACCGACUCGACUACGUACUCGACGACUGCUUUCAAUUGAUCUCGUUACUGUUCUUGACUGUGGGAAGGAAUAAUGAGGCCCCCGCAGUAUACUCGCUUGCAACAACAAUCAAGCGCCUGCUUGAUCACCUUGAAGAAGCUGGUUUUUACAGCUCAAAAGAUCUCAGCUCGAUCACCAAGACCCUGACCAACAUGAAGGAGACAGUCGAGCGUGGUCGAGAUGCAUAUUCCCCAGCUCUGAUGACGCUCUUGGAAAGUCGACUUGAACAGUGUCAAUUGAAGUUGGAUAAGUUGCGGGGCGGGCUUGAAGCUAUGAACCCUGAGCUAGCACCCACCCAUGAGACUCUUGUUUCAGUCUUGCGGUCGACAGCGGCAGCCAACACUCGAUCAAAGUUCUCCGCGACGGAAGUGAUCAAUCUUCGGAAGCAGUUGACGAAAAUCCAAGACACAAUGAAGGACGGUAACUUCGUUGGAGCAGAUGGUAAGCCCCUAGAAGGGCAAGACGGGGUCAAACAGCUGCUGGACCGGUGCUGGCGUUGGACCGAGAUUGUGCUUGAACGAGAGGGGAAGAUUGACGAGCGCUUCCGCGACCAAUACGAUCGGCUGCUUGAGAUUCGUAACCAGCUGGAUCGACUCUCCGUAACUCAGGCCUGGUCUCUGCGGGAGACCGACCUUUUCGGAUAUCAGCGGAAACUCGACCGUAUUGAUGAAGCUCGGGUCGAUGGAAAUUUCGUGGAUGCCGAAGGGCAGCCGGCAGAUAUCCAUGCGCAGCGUACAUUACUAUACCUCAUUCGGAGGAGCUACGCCUAUAUCUACGCACUUCUGAUCUCUUCGGAACCCGUAUCUGAGGCCUUGCUGCCAGUCUACAAUCAGCUGCAGACCUUGCGACGAUGUCUCCUGGAAGUCAAAGAGUCCGGAGGUGUCUCGAAUUCUCGAGAAUUGUACCCAUAUAGUAUGAAGCUGAACUCCAUUGACAACAUGCGAGUUGACGGCAAAUUCUACAUGGGAAACGACAUUCCCGAAGGACAGGGCAGCGUCAAUGCGCUGCUGGCCGAAUGCUAUGAUAUCGUAUGGGAGCUGCGGGCGGCUGUACCUGACGAGGAAGAGAGAACCAGCGCUUAA
Molecule: messenger RNA, 1335 nt
Organism: Aspergillus udagawae
Lineage: Eukaryota; Fungi; Ascomycota; Eurotiomycetes; Eurotiales; Aspergillaceae
Exons: 8
Coding region: 1-1335 (444 amino acids)
Cellular component (GO): nucleus; cytoplasm
Source: RefSeq, a predicted model, not a curated record